Messenger RNA from Acanthocheilonema viteae, 1113 nucleotides. The record is from the annotation of a GenBank genome assembly. NCBI's taxonomy places the organism in Eukaryota, Metazoa, Nematoda, Chromadorea, Rhabditida, Onchocercidae.
AUGCACUUUUCAUUCAAUUUACUCAUAAUUCCGCUGUUGGUACAAAUUUCCUGGAGUCAGUUCAACUCUGAAACAUAUCCCGAUCCACGAAUUGAUCCAUUCCGUUGUAAAAUCCCGACCACUGGGCCAGUAUGUGAUCCAAGUGAAUUACUUACAUUUGACGAGAAAGAAGCACUCGCCAACCGAAUCAAACAGCUCAUGGCGUAUGCAGCAACAGUUCCAAACUCUUCACCGUCAUGUCAUUUAUUUCCCGGAAAAAGUUUGAAUAUUAUGAUUGGAGUAGUGGAUAAAAUUGGUUUACUACCGAAUGCUCCAGUUGAUAUCGAAAAAUUCGCCAAUAAUCUUAAAAUUCGAUAUCAAAGCUAUCAAGAUGUGAAUUUAUGCGAUUUAAUGGUAUUGAUUGUAAAUUCAAACAGUGAUCGACAGGUAUUUACGGUAGCUGGGACGGAUACAAAAUUAACAAAAGAUAUUCUAAAAGCUGCAUUUGAACAGAACAUUAACCAUUUCAGAGCCAGUAAUUAUGCAAUUGGCCUUCAAGGCAUGGCUGAAUUUAUUACCACAUCUUAUCGUAAUGCGCAAUUAUCUCAAUCUAGUACUCCGUUCCCAGCAUUACUACCAAUUCCCAUAUCUCCCAAAGACGAAGUUAGUGAUGUUCGGGAAAUGAUCGCCAAUUUGGAUACAUCGGUUCCAGUUACACUUCCUGCUUUUGACUCCAGAUAUCCCAGACUUGGCAGUGAGAAUGAAAUUGGUGGAGAAAAUCCCAUCGUUCCAAUAGAAGAUAAAAGUGAUCAGCUCUGGAUUGACAUUCUAACACAGGCAGUAGCACGAUGUGGCAAUAAUCGCGAUAAGAUAAUUAAAUAUGCUCAAGCAAUUGUUGAAGAAGCAAUGUCGCUAUCACUACGUCUUAUAUCCGACCAACGUUAUUUGACAAUUGAAGAAAGAACGCAGUCCAUGCAGAAUAAUCCGGAAAGUCGAUCGCGUGUAUGGAGUAAGGCUAAGGAAGAAUUUAUCGAUCAGCUCUACCAGAAAUAUUUAACAAUAAUUAGAAGCAAAGCUAAUUUGAGAUGUCCUGCUGUAUCAGAAGCUGCUCGCACAUUCUCUGUUUUACAUUAA